AAUUCAAUAGUCUUCUCUUGACUUCGGAGAGAAAGCCUGGUUGUGUGCAUGGGCGUAAAUCUAACAUUCCAAAUAUGUGCAUUGCAGAGCAAGUACCAGGGUACCUUUAAGACACUGUUUGGAUGAAAUUCGGGGCCGACUACCUUCAAACUAACGCCACAGCUGAAAAAGACUUACCUAUGAUGCUGCAACACGGUUUCAAGACAUGCUGAAAGUAUUGUUUGCUGUCCAGUUAGCAUGCCUUACGAAGUCGAGGAGUGUGUCAAUGUUGCAAAAGCUAAAUUCGAUGCCUAUAAAAACGGCAUUGAGCCUAAAUCCGAGUUUAAGAUCACUAUGCUGAACACGGUUAUGUCUGGUAAAUUACGAGAUGUUAUAGAUAACUGGAACUUCUUGUGGAAAAAAUUCCAGAAUUCUGACUCAGCCAGUGAACAACAAACAAUUUAUCAAGCUUUAGGUCUGAUUCAGGACAAGGAUACGCUCAAAAAUUUCUCUGAGUUUUGCCUGGAUCCUAUCUUAUGCGUCGAAGUGACUCCCUCUACAAUACUGGGCCGGAGUAUCGCUCAAACUAAGCUUGGACGAGAGGUUUCUUGGGAUUUUUUGGUGCUAAACUGGCAACGGGAAUUCACCGAAGAAUUCACAGAUGCCCUAUUUGCUGUUGAAUGCUUUACCAUCGCUGAGUUCUGUUCUGAUUUCCGCUGACCAACAAACAUACGAG
This is a messenger RNA of Bolinopsis microptera, 715 nucleotides long. Its product is annotated as aminopeptidase N-like. The transcript has 4 exons. Lineage: Eukaryota; Metazoa; Ctenophora; Tentaculata; Lobata; Bolinopsidae. Bases 238 to 699 code for a protein of 153 amino acids. The record is from RefSeq and is a predicted model, not a curated record.